Molecule: messenger RNA, 905 nt
Organism: Labrus bergylta (ballan wrasse)
Lineage: Eukaryota; Metazoa; Chordata; Actinopteri; Labriformes; Labridae
Source: RefSeq, a predicted model, not a curated record
AAAGGUAAGAUAUUUCUCUUUCUCUCUCUCCAGCAGAUCUUAUUCCUGUUGUUGACGAACAGACGACAGACGCAGAAGCUCCGCCCCUGCUGACUAAACAGGAAGUAACGGAGGAAGGUGGCGGUUCUACUCGAGCUUGGGCGAGCGAGGAAGUCAGCUCCACUUCAGUGUGCGUCCAGAAUACGACAAACACCAGCCAGAGUUUAGAAACCGGCAGCUUCGACUGUCUGAUGUUCGAGCCACAGCUUCAGCACGGCUCAAUGAGUACCCAGAAUCCUUUGCCAGAGGAUCCCAGCUGCUCGUACGCGUCGAACACCAGAGGGAGAGUUUCAGCUGCGUCCGAUUCGGGCAGCGUUUCUUUCACCGUCGGGGAGCUGAGCCCGCCGGUGGCAGAGUGCAGACAGCCUGCAGGCUUACAGAACAACCAGCAGAUGGCGCUGCAGCUUCCUGCGAGAAAAGAGACGAGAGAGAGGCAAAGUGCUUUCCUCAGACGGGACCGGUGGAGACAUCUGGACGCCGCGAGCAGGGUGUCCAGUAACAGCGGGGAGGACAGCGCGGGGAAAACGUUUGUGUGCAACUACUGCGGGAAAACUCUGGCCUGCCUGAAGAACCUGAAGACCCACAUGAGGGUCCACACGGGCGAGAAGCCGUACGUCUGCAUGCUCUGCGGAAAACGCUUCUCCGACCCCAGCAACCUGAAACGCCACCAGAGGGUGCACACGGGAGAGAAACGCUACAACUGCGUCCACUGCGGCAAACGCUUCGCCCAGUCGGGAUCCCUGAAGGUCCACAUGAGCGUGCACACGGACUGCAAGCAGUUCAGGUGCUCGCACUGCGGCAAGACUUCAUCUCCAGCAGCCACCUGCGCCGCCACGUCACCACGCACGCUGAAGAGAAUAGAUUAA